Molecule: messenger RNA, 405 nt
Organism: Triplophysa rosa
Lineage: Eukaryota; Metazoa; Chordata; Actinopteri; Cypriniformes; Nemacheilidae
Gene: nedd8l
Product: NEDD8 ubiquitin like modifier, like
Exons: 4
Coding region: 139-378 (79 amino acids)
Biological process (GO): modification-dependent protein catabolic process; regulation of proteolysis; protein neddylation
Cellular component (GO): cytoplasm; nucleus
Molecular function (GO): ubiquitin protein ligase binding; protein tag activity
Source: RefSeq, a predicted model, not a curated record
AGUUCGGUCGCAUAUUCACUUUGAUAGCGCGUUGACUUCGUAUGAUCGCCAAUUGUACUUUUAUAAGUAUUGUUCGAACAUAUAAUUUGACUGCUACUUUUUUAUUUCACUUGUGUGAGUUAAAAUACAGCCCUCAAUAUGUUGAUUAAAGUUAAGACCCUCACAGGCAAAGAAAUAGAAAUCGACAUCGAGCCUACAGACAAGGUGGAGAGAAUCAAAGAGAGGGUGGAGGAAAAAGAGGGGAUCCCACCACAACAGCAAAGACUGAUCUACAGUGGAAAACAAAUGAAUGAUGAGAAAACCGCUGCCGACUACAAGAUUCAGGGAGGAUCUGUUCUGCAUUUAGUUCUGGCUCUGAGAGGAGGGGGAAGACCAUAAUCUGUGUUGUUGCGCUUGGGCUUGUAC